This is a messenger RNA of Dicentrarchus labrax (European seabass), 2491 nucleotides long. Its product is annotated as protein-tyrosine sulfotransferase 1. NCBI's taxonomy places the organism in Eukaryota, Metazoa, Chordata, Actinopteri, Moronidae. The record is from RefSeq and is a predicted model, not a curated record. Gene Ontology annotation, biological process: peptidyl-tyrosine sulfation. Gene Ontology annotation, cellular component: Golgi apparatus. The transcript has 6 exons. Gene Ontology annotation, molecular function: protein-tyrosine sulfotransferase activity. Bases 569 to 1642 code for a protein of 357 amino acids.
UCUCAACGGUAGAAAACGGCUCGACUUCUCACGGUGCAAACUUAACGUCGGUGAGCGCGCAGAGAAACGUUAAUAUCUUAAUGAUGUGUUUGUUUUUUAAUCUAAAAGAAAUGGCGUAGACAUUACCGCUUUUUACCUCCACCGAUGAGAGAGGAAACACCGGUGUGUCUGCGUGGAUAGACGAGCUGUUGGUUUAAGGUUCAUGUGUGUGUGUGUUUUUUUUUUUCCUCCGGCAGUUUCCCAGAUUCUGGUACGAGCGAUGGACGAGAGACGUGGCUUGCUGUGGAGCGCAGCAGGCCUGGAUCCUGCUAUCCGACAGCAGGGCUGAGGAGCUGCAGAGGAGUGAGGAGUCUCCCCAGCCCUCACCUGAAUAUCAGUCCCCAGCUGCACCCUUUGGGACAACGUCAAGCAUUCCUGUCUUUCUCGCAGUCAUUUUCCAGGCUGUCAGUGUGUAGCUUAGUCUUCAACUAACCUUUGUUGAAAUUUAAGAAGCAAAUACAUUCAGCCAGCCUCCUCAGGUGGCCCCUGAUUGUUGUUUUAUGAAUCUGACUCCCAAACACACACAACCAUGAGGAACACCAGAUUUAGCCUUCUGCUGGGCUGUGUGCUCCUCUGCUCCGCCUCCCUGCUCUACCUGGGCAUGAGCGGGAUAGACUGCCCUCCAAAAAGCCAUCGGUACCGGUGGAUGGAGCUCAACCUGGGCUCAGCCAAUCAGAGCUUAUCCCUGACUGAACACUUCCCCGAAGACACGCCCCUCAUAUUCAUUGGCGGCUUUCCCAGGAGCGGCACCACGCUGAUGCGCGUCAUGCUGGAUGCCCACAGUCACGUGCGGUGUGGGGAAGAGACCCGAGUGAUUCCCCGCCUCUUGGCCAUGCGGGCCACCUGGAGCCGCUCGGUGAAGGAGAGGAUACGACUGGACGAGGCCGGCGUCACUGACCAGGUGUUGGACUCGGCCGUACGAGCAUUCCUGUUAGAGGUGAUAGUCGGCCAUGGGGAGCCUGCACCUCGCCUUUGCAACAAGGAUCCGUUCGCCUUGAAGUCUCUGUCAUAUCUGUCACGCAUCUUCCCCAAAGCCAAAUUUGUGCUCAUGCUACGAGACGGACGGGCAACUGUCCACUCCAUGAUAUCACGCAAGGUCACCAUCUCUGGGUUCGACCUGACCAGCUACAGGGACUGUCUGACCAAGUGGAGCAGCGCGGUGGAGACCAUGUACAGUCAGUGCCAGGCAGCUGGGGAGGGCAGAUGUAUGCCCGUCCGCUAUGAGCAGCUCGUCCUCCACGCAGAGGAGGAAAUGAGGAAGUUGCUUCACUUCCUAGAGCUGCAGUGGGACCCGUCGGUAUUGCACCACGAAGAGCUGAUUGGGAAAGUCGGUGGUGUGUCUCUGUCCAAGUGGGUAUUUGAAAUGGUUGAGCGCUCCACAGACCAGGUGAUGAAGCCGGUGAACACGGAUGCCCUCUCGAAGUGGGUUGGACACAUUCCCUCCGACGUUAUAAAUGACAUGGCUGAAAUUGCCCCCAUGCUGGCUCGCCUGGGCUAUGACCCCAACGCCAACCCUCCCGAUUACGCAAGAGCAGAACCCAUGUUAUCUCCGUUCAACUACUCACAGAAUUUGAAAGCAACAGAGGCUCCACACCCGAGUUAAGCGGGAAGAGGAAAAAAUGCUGUGAACCAGGCUUUCGCUGUUACGCGAUAUGGAUGCACCUUUAACACGGACUUCCAGCUCAGCAGUAAAUACACCUCACAGGAAAGUUUUUAAAGUGUUCCAUGUGUAUUUUUCAAUUGUUUGUAAGACUUGUGUGCGGUGUUAAUGUCUGUAUACAACUGGAGGGGAUCAAAUAGAGAUGUUUCAAUACCAGUUUUUCCCUUUUUCCCUCCUGAUACCUGAACUUCAUAUAUUUAUAUAUAUAUAUAUAUAUAUAUAUUUAUAUAUAUAUAUAGGUUGGUAUCAUAUUGUUGUGAGUCGUGACUUCGCAAAAAGGCAUCCUAUUUUGGGGAUAAUAAAUCAUGUGAUAUCAGAUCCGUGCACAGAUGCACAUACUCACCGAUACCACAUUUUGGCCAUAUCGGAGGAAUAGGAGGAACAGUUUAAAUUACGGACUCUUCAAGGCGGUUCUGGUUUUAUAUCUUGGCUCUGAGAACCGCAUGUGGACUACCUGCUCACAUUUCCUCCAGGGUGAACCGACAGUAUUACACUGCAUUUUGACACGUCCUCUCACAUCGUACCUGAAAGUAUUUCAACAUGUCUGUAAGUUGUUAUGAUUCACCACAAAUGUGAAUGUGUCUUUAGACAAAAGUCUUUCACUUACUGAGAUUUCAGUCAGUGUUCAUGAAGCAUAAUGACUGUAUAUUUUUGAAGACGUAUGUUUAUUUUCUUAAUAAAUUAUUUUGGUGUCGACCAUUCAUUCAGGAAUCUAAAAAGUUGUUUACUCUGAAUUCAGGCUUUUCAAUUGUUGUAUAUUGUUGAAGACGAAUAAAAAGAGCCUAAAUGUCA